UUUCUAAUCAUCGCAUUUGGUAGCUUUGUGUAAAUGUUGUCAUUGCACGAGACCCAUUGGUAACUUCGAAGCUAUGACUGACUUGAGUGACUUGUUCAACACACUAGCUUUUGUAUAGUGACUUUUCCAACAUGCAAGUGUACCAAGAGACUUUGGAGAGGCGCUUUUAUGAGGACUUGCAAGUGCCAGUCCACGGUUGUGUGAUAGGAAACAUCCCUAGUGAAGUUUUGUCCAAGAUACCGUGUGCGUGGUGUAACAAGGACAAGUGUGAAUACUUGGAGCUGACAAAGAAAAACUUGUGCUUAAAGUACCAAGGACCUGGAAAGCGAAACGAAGACGCAGCAGCAGCAAGGACACUUUUUCCAGUACCAAGUUGUUGUGCCAUAUUCUAUUUUGAGAUUAAAGUAGUAAGUGCCGGAAGAGAUGGAUUCAUCGGUAUUGGCUUGAGUGCGGCCAACGUAAGUUUAAAUAGACUACCUGGGUGGGAAAGUAAUUCUUUAGGCUAUCAUGGCGAUGAUGGCAAUGCUUUUCGAGACUCGGGUACUGGAACUCCUUAUGGCCCUACAUUUACUACUGGAGAUGUAGUUGGUUGUUGUUGGAACUUGAUGAAAGGUGUGGUAUUCUUUACAAAGAAUGGUUUGGCACUCCCCAUCGCUUUUCGGAAUGUUGCGGGUAUUUUAUACCCCACUGUAGGUUUGCAAACUCCAGGAGAAAUAGUUGAAGCCAAUUUUGGUGGACAAAACUUUAUUUUUGACCUCUUAACUUAUGCCAAACAAGAGAAGUUGGACCUCAUGUCGAGGAUUUAUGGUCGACAACUUUACCUCGAAGACAACAAACUGAUGAACGACAUUUUAGACUAUUUGGUGCAUCAAGGAUAUACUUGUACUGCAGUUUCGUUUUCAAGAGACACCAAUCAAGGUGAAUGGGUUAACGAAGAACUCCAAAAGGCAGUUUCUAGGCACAGUAUCUGUAGUCUCAUCAGUCAUGGGUAUAUCGAUGAAGCUAUGAAAGAGAUGGAACAAGUUUAUCCUAAUGUUUGUCAAAACAGAAAGGUAGUUUUUCAACUAUUGUGCCAGAAGUUCGUGGAAUUGAUUCGCAAAGGAAAAGUUGACAAAGCGGUAGAACUUGGAAAGACUCAACUAGUAGAAUUGGUUACUUGUGAAGAUGAUUCAGAAAAUGCGAGCUAUCUCAAUGAGAUUUCUUCCUUGUUGGCAUAUGAAGACCCAUCAAACUCACCAGCAAGUUAUCUUUUGGAUUACUCUAAACGCGAAGCGGUUGCUCAAAUAUUGAACGAUGCAUUUUUGCAAGCAGAAAAGUGUCCACGUUUAUCCCGUUUAGAAUCGUUGGUGAAACAUUUGCAAGUUCUUCUUGAGAAAUUAGUAACGAUACAAGAUGCAGAAGCAUCUUUGCUUUCUUUGCAAGAUUUUCUAAUCCGGUAAUGGAUUGGCAAUGUAGCUUGAGUUAGAAAACAGAUUCGACUGUUUAAAGAAACUAGAAUCUAUAAAAGAGAUUCAUAGGAUUUCCAUGUAAGAUCU
Molecule: messenger RNA, 1535 nt
Organism: Galdieria sulphuraria
Lineage: Eukaryota; Rhodophyta; Bangiophyceae; Galdieriales; Galdieriaceae
Product: SPla/RYanodine receptor (SPRY) domain-containing protein
Exons: 1
Coding region: 132-1439 (435 amino acids)
Biological process (GO): cell surface receptor signaling pathway; cytoskeleton organization
Cellular component (GO): cytoplasm
Molecular function (GO): protein binding
Source: RefSeq, a predicted model, not a curated record